Molecule: messenger RNA, 3301 nt
Organism: Phymastichus coffea
Lineage: Eukaryota; Metazoa; Arthropoda; Insecta; Hymenoptera; Eulophidae
Product: NCK-interacting protein with SH3 domain
Exons: 8
Coding region: 468-2357 (629 amino acids)
Biological process (GO): endocytosis
Molecular function (GO): protein binding; Arp2/3 complex binding
Source: RefSeq, a predicted model, not a curated record
CAACAGCUGAGUGAAUGCGUAGUAAAGUGACUUAUGCUUAUUUUCAUUCAACUGCGGUGUAAAGUCGCGAAAAGUGGGAGUUGCAAAAUAACAUUGAUAUCGAUUGAACAGCAUUACCAAGGUCUCUCGUGGCCUCACACUUAUACCUUUCUCGAGUUAUACCUGCGGAAAGUGACAAAAAUUUGCCGGCCGCGCUAUCGGGACAGGUCCGCCUUUGCAACAUGUACAAUUCCGUUUCCCUUCGCUCGCUCGCUCACGAAGGAUAACAAAAACCGAAACCGGUUAAAAGUGUAAAAUGUAGUGCUCUGGGGUGUGGUGCCAUAAUAUACGCGAAUGAAAGUGAAAAAGAAUCUUGCUGUACGACCGAUAUUAGAUAUCUAGGCGUUGUCUACUGGCUGAAUCUCAUCAGUUAACCAAUUAAUUAUUCCUCUAUUGACGACCAACUAACCGACUAGCAGAGUCGCAAGAUGGGCGAGGACAAUUACUUAAGGUUAGAUAACUGUGAAAUGCUCAAAGCUCUCUAUGACUUUAGUGCAACAUUUGCAAAAACAUUAAGCUUUGAGGAAAAUGACCAUUUUGUACUUUAUCAAAGUCAUACAAAACAAAGGAAUUGGUGGCAAGUAGUGAAUAAUAAAGGCCAAGUAGGCUACAUACCGUCUAACUAUGUAACUACAAUAAAAGUACAUCCACAAUUUAUAAUAAAUUUUUUGGAUGAGGCUAUAGAAAGUUUGCGUUCAAACAGUGAAAAACCUAGCGUUUCUCCAAAUAUUGAUAAGCAAGAUUUAUUACUACGUUUAGUUGAGAAAAAAAGACAAGCAGAGGUUGGCAAAAAAACUAAGAAGCAAGCUCCGCUGCCACCUGAUUUUGGUAGUAUAACACCAGUGAAGGCACCGCCUACUACUUUUAAUAAUAUAGAACAAAAUCAAGCAUUACCUACUACUUAUACUAAUGCUGAAAAUUUACAUCAUGACCAGCGCAAGCAAUCACAAUCUGACAGCAAGCUUAAGGACCAACGUAGAAGCUCAGAGUCUAGUCAAAAGAAAGAAAUUUACAAAAUUUCUUCAGAGAAUAGUGUUAAAAAGUCACCAAGUCAAUCGCCAGAGAAAAGUAGAUCUUCCAGUUUGACAGAAAUAAAUCCAAGAACAGCUUAUUUACUUUUAGAUCAAGUACGCCACAGCACCAAUCUUAGCUAUGAAAUGUCAAAAGUUGCAGUAACUGUUGUACUUACUGGUCUUCAAGAAAUAUUACCCUCCAACUUAAGUCAUUAUUUUGAUAUAAUUUUAUCUCAGAUGCAAGUGCCAUUAAAUUUAACUAAAUUGAACAUUGAUGAAACCUAUGAUGCUAAUAGAUUGAAAAUUAUUUUCACUGAAUUAACUUCUUGCAAAGAAGAUUCACAGCAAAGAAGUUGGAUGCUUUAUGAAGAUGAACCAACUAUUUGUGAAUACAUCAAAGAGCUUACAUCCAUACUGACUAAUGCAGAUGCUAAUGUGUCAAGGCACAUACUCAAGCAAGAUCAAUACCAAGGAGUUUCUACACUCAUUGAGUACUACCAAAUGGAAACAAGAUGGACUAUAAGACAGUUGUUGUUGCAAUCAUUUGGUGUUAUGUGUAGCUUGGAUGCUGUGGUAGUAACAGUCAUGUUGGAAAGUAUUCUUCCGAUGGAGCUUGCAAGAGACAUGAAAACCAACUCAAGAAAUGUUGCAAAAUUGAACUAUUCAUCUUUACUUUUGACUAUGAUUUUUUCUAUGAGUGAACCCAUACCAAUCACACAUUUUGAACAACUAGGUGCUGAAUUUAUAUCAUUCCUGUUGGAUUUGAUUGAAAAUCCGCCAGAUACCGAUUUGGACGAUCAAAUACCAGACUUGUUUGUCAAUUUAAUACUUUCAUACAACUUACAGUUUCGUGAUUCAGAAAAUGUCGUAAUGGAAGCCCUCAAACAACGAUCUGUUGCAAAAACUUUUACUGAAAAAAUUUUAUUCCUGCUGAAUAGAGAAAUUGAUCCAGUAAGAAUAUUUGAUCAUGAGCCUGCGCCUCCAGAUUCCAUCCUGAAGCUUUUUAUUGAUUUAUUUGAAACUGAUGAAACAGCCUCUCUUUUUUACACAAACGAUAUUAAAGUUUUAGUUGAUAUUAUAUUACGCCAACUUUUUGACAUAUCACCUGGAGAGAAAAGGAGACAAUAUUUAGAACUUUGUCGUAGAGUAUUAAAAACUGCUAGUUAUGACGAACAUCAGCAUCGCUGUGACGAUGUUUUAAAAUGUUUUACACGAAUUUUCUGCGAGGAAGGACCUGAAAGUCAAGAGGAUCAGAAUCUCGUGCGAGAAAUCAGUAAUGAAUUUUCGCAUUUAUUUAAGAAAUGACCUUCGAGCUUGCCAUCUUUGAAGGACAAAAGUACCGAAGAAGGCGAUGAAGUAUAAAAUUUUGAUUAUGUGGACAAUCCUUAACAAUAUUAUACGAACAUUGUAUUGCACAAAAAUUGGUGAAAAUGACACACGCACACGUUUGCGACCAGUUCCAAAGAAAGUUUACUGAAAUUAUUCCCAAAAAAAGUAAUCUUGAAUGUUCCUCCUUUGCGUGUAUAGAUAAAUAAUAUGAAAAUGUAACAAACAAUGCUACACGGUACUUUUCAAGCAAAAAGUAGAUUCUGUGUCACAAUAAAACCAAAAUUAAUGAUAGAUAAACUUUAUCCUUCAAUGACGUGAUGGCUGUAAAUAUAAUAUUAAAAUAAAAUUACAGAAUCUCAAUCCAUUCCAAAUUAGAGGACCAGAAAGAUUUUCAAGUUUGCUGAAAUUAAUAAUGUGAUUCUGGGCAAAUAAAUUCUCUUAUUGCUCGUAAAUAUAAUCGAUAUAGACACUUUAAAGUUCAAAACGGUCAUGAUUCUGUGAUAUCGUCAUACAUUCUCAUUUCACUCUUUCUUCUAUUCAAUAAUAUUUACAGAUGUUAAUUAUUUCUAACGUCCGUCUAGAAGUAAUAAUUAUAUUUUUAUAUAGAAAGACGCUAAUUGCUUAUUCUGAAGUAAUUAAAUGCUUUUUCAUACGUUUGCUUUCGAGGGAAGCUUUGAUAAAUUUUUAAAUAUUCUCUGUUGAAAACUUUAAAGUGGCUUAAUCUAUUGCUACAUGCAUUAAUUCAAUCAAUAUUCAGUCUAGUCUUCGAUUCUCUCUGUAGUGCAGAGACUUUAUGCUUGCAUAGUAUUAUUAUAUAUACUUUACACGUAUGAAACGUUAAAUACGUUAUGUUUGCGACUAUUGUCACUUGCAAUAAAUUCUUAAAUUGUGAUUUUAAUUCAAAGUUAAGCAAAUAAAGA